Molecule: messenger RNA, 2940 nt
Organism: Patiria miniata (bat star)
Lineage: Eukaryota; Metazoa; Echinodermata; Asteroidea; Valvatida; Asterinidae
Product: kinesin-II 85 kDa subunit-like
Exons: 15
Coding region: 129-2228 (699 amino acids)
Biological process (GO): microtubule-based movement
Molecular function (GO): microtubule motor activity; microtubule binding; ATP binding
Source: RefSeq, a predicted model, not a curated record
GUCGCUAUUUACAUUAACAUACUCGAAUUCCUUAGUUUUGCUUCUGUGCACUGCCAAUGCCAUCUUCUCUUCAAAUUUUCCUAACGUAUCCUUCCAGCUGAUUACGCUGAAACGCUAGAAAUCACAACAUGCCGAGUAACAGCGGAGACAAUGUGCGUGUGGUUGUACGAUGUCGCCCUCUCAAUGAGAAGGAAGUCAGUCAAAAGUUUUCCUCCAUAGUCAAGGUUGAUGAAAUGCGUGGAACUGUGCAGGUUCAGAAUCCUGCCGCGCCAAAAGGGGAACCGCCCAAGUCCUUCACAUUCGAUACUGUAUUUGCUCCCGGCAGCAAACAGACAGAUGUUUAUAAUCAAACAGCUCGGUCCAUUGUAGAUGCGGUGAUGGAAGGCUAUAACGGUACCAUAUUUGCGUACGGACAAACUGGAACUGGUAAGACGUUUACCAUGGAGGGGGUAAGAACCCAGCCGGAAUUGAGAGGCAUCAUUCCUAAUUCCUUCGCGCACAUCUUUGGACAAAUUGCAAAGGCUGGGGAUAGCGUAAGAUUCUUGGUAAGAGUGUCCUACCUUGAGAUCUACAAUGAGGAAGUGAAGGAUCUACUAGGCAAAGACCUGUCGGCCAGAUUAGAGGUAAAAGAGCGUCCCGACAUCGGAGUGUACGUGAAAGACUUGUCCGCCUUUGUCGUCAACAAUGCCGACGACAUGGACAGAAUAACCACGCUGGGAAACAGUCACCGCUCAGUCGGGGCAACCAACAUGAACGAGCACAGUUCUCGGUCGCACGCUAUCUUCAGCAUCACAGUGGAGAGGAGCGAUGUUGGACCGGACAAAGAGCAGCACGUGAGAGCGGGCAAGCUGCAUAUGGUGGACCUGGCAGGUUCAGAACGUCAGUCCAAGACGGGAGCAACAGGCCAGCGGUUGAAAGAAGCAACCAAAAUCAACCUGUCACUCUCCACGUUAGGCAAUGUGAUCUCGUCGCUUGUAGACGGCAAGAGCACGCACAUACCGUACCGAAACUCCAAACUCACACGGUUACUGCAAGAUUCUCUGGGCGGCAAUGCAAAAACCGUAAUGUGUGCUAACAUCGGACCGGCAGAGUACAACUAUGACGAGACAAUCAGCACACUGCGUUAUGCCAACAGAGCCAAGAACAUCAAGAACAACGCGCGCAUCAACGAAGAUCCCAAAGACGCUUUGCUGCGACAGUUUCAGAAGGAAAUCGAGGAGCUCAAGAAAAAGUUAGACAGAGGUGAAGGAGGGGUUUCUGACGAUGGGAGUGGUUCUGAGGAAGAAUCGGGAUCGGAAGAUGACGUUGACGGGGGAACAGGGGAGAGGCACAGACACAGGAAGAGAGGAAAGCGGAAUUUGUCUCCCGAAAAGAUGGCGGCCAUGCAGAAACGCAUCGAUGAGGAGAGACGGGCGCUGGAAGAGAAGAAAGACAUGGAGGAGGAAGAGAGAAACAAAGUGCAACAAGAGCUGGAGCGAAGAGAAGAUGAUCUCCAUAAGGCACAACACGAACACGAUGUACUGAAAGACAAGUUGAAAGCCGUGGAGAAGAAAGUGAUCGUCGGCGGCGUGGACUUGCUCAAGAAAUCGGAGGAGCAGGAGAGGCUGUUGGAGGAGUCGGCACGGGAGCUGGAGGAGCGAGCCAGGAAGCAGGAGAGCCUGCGGCAGGAGCUGGCCGAGAAGGAGGCUGAGAGGGUGGACAUUGAGGAGAAAUUUGGCAACCUCCAAGAGGAGGCCGUGGGCAAGACCAAGAAGCUGAAGAAAGUCUGGAGCAUGCUCAUGAGCGCCAAGAGUGAGGUUGCAGAUCUACAGCAGGAGCACCAACGAGAGAUGGAAGGACUGUUGGAAAACAUCCGUCAGCUCAGCAGAGAGCUGCGCCUACAGAUGCUGAUCAUCGACAGCUUCAUCCCGGUAGAGUUCCAGCAGAUGAUUGAGCAGUACGUUCACUGGAAUGAGGACAUUGGAGAGUGGCAACUGAAAUGCGUAGCCUACACCGGUAACAACAUGCGUAAGCAGACGCCCAUCCCAGACAAAGAUAAAGGCAAGGAGUACGGGGAGCCCGACCUGUCCAACGUGUACCUGGCUUACACGGCUGAGGGGGCAGCUCGAGGAUUUGCCAAGAUGAAAUCUACAUCCAAUAGGCGGCCCAAGACGGCAUCUGGUAGGCAGAAGUCCAGCAAAAGGAAACAAGGUGGCAUGGAAAACUCCAUUGACUCUUUGCUGCAGUAAAGACAACACAAGGACCUGUACAACUGAUCAAGACAUCCGCACUAGAAAGCAGGAGGUUGUGGUUCCAGUCCAACCGAGGGAUUUUGAUCUCACUUUCACUCAGGGGUAACACACCGAGUGUACAGUGUUUAUACGUCAGUGAAGGGCAAAACCUAAUAUUGAUCAAGACAUGGUUAUUUUGUCCACCGAAAAUGACGCGAAAUUUCUAAUACUAAUUAUUAAGUUAUGGAGUGAUGUAGUUUGUUGUGUGUAGAACAUGUAAUAUGAAUACAUUUUUAUUAAGGUUUGCAGGUACAGAAAAAGUGGUCAUUAGGUAUGGAAAUAUUACUUCCUGCAUGUGAUGUCAACUUAAUCGUAGGAUUAAAAAAAACCAAUUGUCUCUUCGGGUUUAUAAGUGUUUCACUUGUGAAGGUUCAAAGGUUAGCAAAAAGGUCACUUUGAGUAUUUCUAGGAAGAUAUGUGGUUUGUGAGUAAUUUGUGAAAUCAUUGUCAGGGUUUUUUGUGAUUACGCAUCAAUCUCAUCAGAGAUGUGUAAAAAAUAAAAUCACAGGAGUACUCACUAAAUAGGAAAUGAAUUGUCUACAAAAUAAAGUAUUAAAGAUUGUUGUUCAGAAUGCUUGAAUGCAAUACAAUGUAUAUAGAAUUCGUGAAGUAGAAAAUGUAUACAUUCAAUGCAGUCCUCUCCUAGUCAGAUUUGUGUGCAUUUUGUAUA